Chlamydomonas reinhardtii is the source of this 1401-nucleotide messenger RNA. RefSeq lists its product as uncharacterized. NCBI's taxonomy places the organism in Eukaryota, Viridiplantae, Chlorophyta, Chlorophyceae, Chlamydomonadales, Chlamydomonadaceae. The transcript has 3 exons. The record is from RefSeq and is a predicted model, not a curated record. Bases 315 to 1013 code for a protein of 232 amino acids.
UUUAUAGAGCCAAACUCUAUUCGUUUGUCAUCAACAAUGCAUCCAACGCCGUUCCAGAAGGGCCUGCCGCUGCCGCUGCCGCCCCUCCUGCACCUGUGGUCGUUCAUGUUCACCACGUUGCCCUUGCUAUCGGCAAACUCAAUGGAGCCACCGCCAGACGUGUGGAAGCUGUCUCUGCCAGCAUAGUAGUAGGACUCGGACAUGGCUCUGCCCUGUGCAAGGAUCUUGUCGCUUUGGUAAUAACACACAACUAAUUAAUACAGUACAUAAACUGAGCAUGCUGGUGCUGUUGAACCGGCUUUUCACUGGUGUGCAUGGUGUCCGGUAAGAUUUGGCAAAUCGCGGCCUGCAAAUGUCCGAAGCCCGCUGCAUUGCCGGAGGAUCUGCUCCCGGCCGACGCCACCUCCACCUCCAGCACGGGCAAAAUCUCCUCCGCCGCCGUGUGCUGCGGCCUGCUGGCGCACUGCAGCGCUGCCCAGCUGCACGCCAUCCUGUGCGGGCUAGUGCAAGCCGUGGCAUCCAGCAGCGUCAAGGGCAACAAUCGGAAGCUGCUGCUGGGCUCCAAGCUGCGCAAGCUGCUGGAGGGCGUGGGCGUGGCGCCGGCCAACGGCAAAGCCUACACCGCCGCCGACGUGGCGGCACUCUCCGGCCCCAAGCUGGAGCGGCUGCGGGCCACGCUGAAGUCGCAGCCGGGACUGCUGCUGUGGUUCCUGCUGUUUACCGCGCCCGCUGAGCUGCAGGCGCUGCAGGCGGCGCUGCUGCCGGGCGGCGCGGGCGACAGGAGCUUCGAGGAGUGGCGCGCCGCGAUUGACGCUGUGGCCGGCAGCGGCCACGAGCAGCUGCUGGCGGCGGCGCAGGAAGUGAGGGGCCGCCAGUCGGCGUGCGUUGAGGGCAGUACGGCCGGCAACACCGCCACCACCGCCACCAUCACCACCACCAACAACAACCCCGCCAGUCAUGGUGGCGUCUACACGGCGCUCACGGGCACCGAGGUUACCAGCAAGGUGGGCUAAUCGGUUACCGGACAAUGCGAUUUAAUUAAGGGACAAUUUGUCCGGUAAAGUAGAGUCCGGUAGCUUUCAGGCAUUGUCCGGUAGAGUCGCGCACCAAUGUCCGGUAGGGCAGCGCCAGAUUGUCCGGUAGAUUUCAAGCAUUGUCCGGUAGGUUUCAGGCAUUGUCCGGUAGGUUUCAAGCAAUGUCCGGUAAGGUAGUGCACCAAUGUCCGGUAGGGUAGUGCACGAUUGUCCGGUAGAUUUCAAGCAAUGUCCGGUAGCUUUCAAGCAAUGUCCGGUAAGGUAGCGCACCAAUGUCCGGUAGCCUAGCCAGCAGUACAAGCAGGACGCGUCCCACCGUCUUUUGUGGUGUCUACAGACACCGUUGCAUGUCCUGUCAUUCUAGUCA